This is a messenger RNA of Cuscuta europaea, 1454 nucleotides long. NCBI's taxonomy places the organism in Eukaryota, Viridiplantae, Streptophyta, Magnoliopsida, Solanales, Convolvulaceae. The record is from the annotation of a GenBank genome assembly.
CAACUCUUAAAGCACCGUAGUUCGUAUUUUUUAGAACUAUAGAUUCUGAUUCUGGCUGAAGAAAAACAAAAUCAAAAUCGGGAUCAAGUCAAACACCUCUUGAACGCUUCAAGACUCGUACGGUUUCCGAUUCCCGUUUUUAGUUUUUGCUGGUUCAGUUGGAAGUGUAUCUAAUCUUGGUAGGAGUAUUCGCCAUUGAUAAAGCUGGAAAUUCGGCGAGGUGUAUGCAUAUGAUGCAUUUCGGUGCAUUUAGAACUCGGGUAAGGAGUUGGCUUCGCGACUAUGACAGAAUUCAAUCCGCCGCUGUGAUUCUGAUCUACCUUCAGAUUGCCUGCGCGCUGAUCGGGUCUCUUGGAGCCUUCUACAGUGGUGUUUUGUUCGUCCAUCUUGGGAUUUCGUUGUUCGCCCUUGUCGCCAUCGAAAGCAGCAGCCAGAGCCUCGGCAGAACGUACGCCGUCCUCCUCCUCUCCGCCGUCUUGCUCGAUGUCCUCUGGUUUAUCCUCUUCUCCCCCGAAAUCUGGAACAUUUCGUCCAAAAGUUAUGGAGCCUCUGUCAUCUUCUCAGUGAAACUUAGUAUGUAUAUGCAAAUAAUUGGUUUUUGUGUAAGGUUGUCAUCAUCAAUAUUGUGGAUUCAGAUAUACAGGCUUGGACCUUCUUAUGUAGACCUUCCAGUUCCUCAUGAAACAGAUACUGAUUUGCAAAAUAGUUUUCUCAGUCCUGUAAAUCCUUCUAUUGCACGACCUCAUUCCGGUUCUGAUGAUGCUUUGGGUGGAUCUGUAUAUGACCCUGCAUAUUAUUUCUCUUUGAUAGAAGAUGGUAAAGAUGAGAAUUAUUUGUCUGUGUUGAAUCAAAAUCACGGCAUGGGUAUUGUUGGCUCAACCCCUUCACCUGAAAGAACCGCUUCACCGAAGCCUGUCAGUAACUCUGUUCAGGGUAAAGAUGAACUGACGGCUGUUAGGAAUAUGCUGCAACUUUGAACCUGGUUUUUUCCCCAUGGAGGGUUCAUUCUUUACUCAUUUCUCGGCUGGUUCUUUUAUGGUAGUGACAAUGUACAGUGACUCUGCAUAUAUGAUUUGAAGAGAUAUAUACUGAUCAUACAGAUUAUACUCAUUGAAGCUUAUAGAGAGUAGCAGAGAGUAUUAUUGCAGUGUUGAAAAAAAAACUAGGGUGAGGUUUGCAGAAGUAUGAUGAGGACAUAUAAAUCACCUGGUUACCAUCGCCGGAAAAGUGUUUAAAAAAUUGAUCAGAAAAAGUUGUCAAUUUUUUUAAGGAGAAACUAGAUGUCGGCGCCCCACCACUGGAAUUUUGUUGUCUUGUUCUUUUGUAAAAAAAUCACGAAAAUUGGCUGGAAAUAGUCGUCGGAAGUUGCUAUUGAUGGUCACAUUGACAUGCUCAACCGUUGCAUACUUGCACUUAUGGUAGCCAAAUAAACAGAAGUGACAUAAUAAAUUGGC